Opisthorchis viverrini is the source of this 234-nucleotide messenger RNA. RefSeq lists its product as hypothetical. The transcript is spliced from 2 exons. Lineage: Eukaryota; Metazoa; Platyhelminthes; Trematoda; Opisthorchiida; Opisthorchiidae. The record is from RefSeq and is a predicted model, not a curated record. Bases 1 to 234 code for a protein of 77 amino acids.
AUGAAGCGAAGGGUUCGGAAUUCAAGCAUUCCUGGCCUCACGAUUGAACACAAUCCACAAAUGGCUGGCCCCAUGGCUAGCUUGGGCAACCUCGCAGUAUCCCAGCCCUCGUGCCUUCUUCGUGUGACAUGGCAGCUAGGCACUGAAACGGUGCUACAGCUGAACGAUCCUAUGCCAGCAGUGAAAGUCGACGCUUGCCGAAUCGAUCACGCGUCGCACCAACCAGAACGAUGA